UGACACGCAAACCGAGGUUUCCUGUCUCUCUCUCCUUCACUCUCUCUCCUCCCACCUCUCUCCGCUCUUCAACCCAUCGCCCCCCCACCUAAUCCUCAAGCAAUUUAAUGCUCCCAGCCCCAGAUCAGCACAACUCACCUUAAUUUGCCCCUUUCACCUUCAUUUUUAUGCUAAUCACUAUUGAAGUACUACUACUAUUCACCACUUCUAAAGAAAAGCCUCACUCAUCAUCACGGACUUUCCCUCAGUUCCAUGACUCUGCCGUCUCUCCGCUACAUGUUAAGAUCUCCACAUCGAAAAUGGUGGAACACAUACUUCUUGAUACUCUCCCCCCUCACUCUCCUCUUCAUCACCUCCUCCACCAUUACAUUUUCAUCCCUCCGCCCCCAAAUCCCCCCACCCAUUCCGCCGCCGCCAACACUCACCACUCCUUACCACAAUUGGGAAAUCUUCAACGCUGAUUACCAGCAGAUGCUAAACAAACUGAAGAUCUACGUCUAUCCCCAUGCCUUUCCAAGCAACAAAUCCAAAUCAUCCCCCACCGCCGCCGUGUUCCUCCCCAACCCCGACCCCUUCAACCCCAAAACCGGCAACUACUACAGCGAGCACGCCUUCAAGCUCGCCCUGCUCCGGAGCUCCCUCGUCACGGAUCGCCCCGACGAGGCGGACUUCUUCUUCAUGCCGUUCUCCGUCAAUGUGAUGCGGUAUCACCCCCUCUUCCGCUCGGAGUCGGCCAUCUCCGACUUCGUGGCGGGCUACGUGUCCAGAAUCAGCUCCGAUUCUGGGCACUGGAACGCCUCCGGGGGCGCGGACCACUUCUUCGUCUGCUGCCACUCGGUCGGCCGCGACGCCGCCUCCAGGCACCGGGAACUCCACAAUAAUGCCAUUCAGAUUACUUGCUCAUCUAGCUACUUUCAGAGGCUAUACACACCCCACAAAGAUGUAGCAUUGCCUCAAGUCUGGCCUCGGCCGGAUAUCGAAGCUCCCGACCCUCCUCAUCGGAGGUCAGUAGGACGUGUUUGGACCGAGCUCGUCUUCUUCGCGGGGAGAGCUCAGAACUCUGCUGCUCGGCAAGAGGUGUUGCGCCUAUGGGGGAACGACUCCGCGUUCCGUAUAUUCGCUGGGCAUGCAUCGAUGCCGUAUGAGGAAGGUUUCAGGAGAAGCAGAUACUGCCUCCACAUCAAAGGGUACGAGGUGAACACAGCCAGAGUUGUGGAUGCUAUCCACUACGGCUGUGUACCUGUUCUCAUAUCUAACUACUAUGAUCUCCCAUUUGCUAAUAUUCUGGAUUGGACCAAGUUCUCGAUCGUACUCAACCAACACGACAUUCCUCAGUUGAAAAACAUCAUAACAUCGGUGCCAGAGGAGACAUACCUCGACCUCUAUCGCAACUUGUGUGUGGUUAGGAAGCACUUCAGGUGGUCUCCUGUGCCUCGGAGUUACGACACAUUCCAUAUGACUGCGUACCAGCUGUGGCUGAGACGAGGCUUGCACCGUGUCACUUCAUGAAUUCUCUGUGUAAGAACCAUGAAAAUUCUAGUGGGGUCGCUAGGAUCAACGUAUCUGCAGAAUACGCAAGAGUUCCUUCUGUCGUUAGCAGAACAUGAUGUAAAAAUAGCAAAGAGAGUGAUAGAGUGUAGCAGGAAGUACACGUACGCAUGU
This is a messenger RNA of Salvia splendens (bonfire salvia), 1662 nucleotides long. Its product is annotated as probable glycosyltransferase At5g03795. Bases 253 to 1509 code for a protein of 418 amino acids. Gene Ontology annotation, molecular function: glycosyltransferase activity. NCBI's taxonomy places the organism in Eukaryota, Viridiplantae, Streptophyta, Magnoliopsida, Lamiales, Lamiaceae. The record is from RefSeq and is a predicted model, not a curated record. The transcript has 3 exons.